Molecule: messenger RNA, 2844 nt
Organism: Chlorella variabilis
Lineage: Eukaryota; Viridiplantae; Chlorophyta; Trebouxiophyceae; Chlorellales; Chlorellaceae
Gene: ADHE1
Exons: 28
Coding region: 1-2844 (947 amino acids)
Cellular component (GO): mitochondrion
Molecular function (GO): alcohol dehydrogenase (NAD+) activity; metal ion binding; oxidoreductase activity, acting on the aldehyde or oxo group of donors, NAD or NADP as acceptor
Source: RefSeq, a predicted model, not a curated record
AUGCUGGCCGCAGGGCUGCUCACAGUUCGGGGCCUGGGCGCAUUCCCCUGCGCCGCCGGUCCGUCACGUCGCCCCAAGGGCGGCAACAGGCGCUGCACCCGGGCACCCGUUUCCUUCAAGGACCCUAAGGAGAGCAAGACGGAGGACAAGCCUGCUGAUGCCAAGCCCCUGUCUCCCGGAGAUAUCCUCAAGGGCAUCCAGCCCACCAACGGCACCAAAGGGAGCAAUGGCAGCGGCGCGAAAAGCGCGACCGCCAGCGCCGCUGCCGCGGAGAAGGAGCAAGUGGACCUCAAGGCAGUGCUCGCCGCGGCCAAAGCUGCGCAGGCAGAGUAUUCAACCUUCACGCAGGAGCAGGUGGACAAGAUCUUCAAGGCAGCCGCGCUUGCCGCCAACUCCGCACGCAUCCCGCUCGCCAAAAUGGCGGUGGAGGAGACGGGCAUGGGUGUUGUGGAGGACAAGGUCACCAAGAACCACUUCGCCUCUGAGUUUGUGUACAACAAGUACAAGAACGAGAAGACGUGCGGCGUGAUUGAGGAGGAUCCGUCUGGCGGCGUGACCAAGGUCGCCGAGCCUGUUGGGGUCAUCGCAGGCAUCGGUGAGUUCCGAGCGGCUGGCGUCACGCAGCGGACUGCUGGCUGGCCGGUGCCCACAACCAACCCCACCUCCACUGCAAUCUUCAAGGCCCUGCUCACCCUCAAGACCCGCAACGCGCUCAUCCUGUGCCCCCACCCGCGCGCCACCAAGUGCACCGCCGCCGCCGCCAGGAUCGUGCGGGACGCGGCCGAGGCGGCGGGCUGCCCGCCGGGCGUCAUCUCCUGGAUAGACUCCCCCUCCCUGCCCAUCACACAGGCGGUGAUGUCGGCACAGGAGGUGUCGCUGGUGCUGGCCACGGGCGGGCCCUCCAUGGUGCGUGCCGCCUACUCGUCCGGCCACCCCGCGCUAGGUGUGGGCGCGGGCAACACCCCUGCCGUCAUCGACGAGACCGCCGACACCUUUGACAAUGGCGUCAUCUGCGCCAGCGAGCAGAGCGUGGUGGUGGUGGAUGCGGUGUACGACAAGGUGGUGGCGGAGUUCAGCCGGCGGGGAGCCUACUUCCUGAAGCCCGAGGAGAAGGACCAGGUUCGCUCCAAGAUUUUCGUGAACGGUCGCCUCAAUGCCGACAUCGUGGGGCAGUCCGCCCAGAGGCUGGCCGAUCUGUUCGGCAUCACCGUCCCGUUCUGGACCAAGUGCAUCAUUGGAGAGGUGGAGGUGAUUGGCAAGGAGGAGCCCCUCAGCGAGGAGAAGCUGUGCCCGGUGCUGGCCAUGUACCGCGCCAGCGACUUUGAGGAUGCGGUGGACAAGGCCGCCCGCCUGGUCAACCUCUUCGGCCCCGGCCACACCAGCGUGCUGUACACCAACCCUCGCAACCGCAAGCAUAUCGACUACUUUGCCCGCGUUGUCAAGACCGUGCGCAUGCUGGUCAACACACCAGCCUCCCAGGGCGCCAUCGGCGACCUCUACAACUUCCAGCUGGACCCCUCCCUCACCCUGGGCUGCGGCUCCUGGGGCUCCACCUCCGUCUCCACCAACGUCGGCCCCCAGCACCUGCUCAACAUCAAGAGCGCCAUCGAGCGGCGCGAGAACAUGCUGUGGUUCCGCGUCCCUCCCAAGGUGUACUUCAAGGGCGGAUCCCUGGGCACCGGCCUGCUGGACCUCAAGGGCAAGCAGCGCGCCUUCAUCGUCACCGACAAGCCGCUGUUCGACCUGGGGUACGUGGACCGCGUGACUUCUGUGCUGGACAGCAUGGGCAUGCACCACCGCGUGUUUUACGACGUCGCCCCAGACCCCACCCGCACCUGCAUCGAGGCGGGGGUGGCAGAAAUCAACGAGUUCAGGCCCGAUGUGAUUAUCGCCCUGGGAGGCGGCUCUCCCAUGGAUGCUGCCAAGGUCAUGUGGCUGAUGUAUGAGGUCCCCGAUGUGGAGUUUGAGAGCCUUGCGGUUCGCUUCAUGGACAUCCGCAAAAGGGUCUACACGGUGCCUGAGCUGGGCAAGAAGGCGGACAUGGUGUGCGUGCCCACCACCUCUGGCACGGGCUCCGAGGUCACUCCCUUUGCGGUGGUGACCGACGACAAGACGGGACAGAAGUAUCCUCUGGCGGACUACGCCCUCACCCCCACCAUGGCCAUCGUGGACACGCACCUGGUGCUCAACAUGCCGCCCAAGCUGACGGCCUACGGCGGGCUGGACACCCUGACCCACGCCCUGGAGUCGUAUGUGUCCAUCUUCGCCACCCCCUACACCAAGGGCCUCAGCAAGGAGGCCACCGCGCUCAUCCUCAAGUACCUGCCCCGCGCCUACGCCAACGGCUCCGAGGACUACGAGGCCCGAGAGAACCUGGGCGCGCAGUUCCACGUGCCGCACGGCCUGGCCAACGCCGCCCUCAUCUCACACGUCAUCCGCUUCAACGCCACUGACAGGCCGCCCAAGCAGGCAGCGUUUCCACAGUACGAGUACCCGCGAGGCAAGGAGCGGUACGCUGAGCUGGCAGACAUGCUGGGCCUUGGCGGCGUCAAGCCCCGCGACAAGGUGGUGAAUCUGAUCCACGCUGUGGAGGGGCUCAAGGCGCAGUGCGGCGUGCCGCCCACGCUGCGCGAGAUCAUCGGCGCCGAAAGGGAAGCUGAGUACAUGGCGGCGCUGGAUGAGAUGGCGGAAAACGCGUUUGAUGAUCAGUGCACCGGCGCCAACCCACGCUUCCCGCGCAUCUCCGAGCUCAGGCAGAUGCUGAAGGAUGCCUGGGAGGCGCCCAUUGCCGACAGCCUGACUGCAGAGGCGGGCCUGGGGGCCACGCAGGUGCCCAUCCGGUAA